Anguilla rostrata (American eel) is the source of this 1442-nucleotide messenger RNA. Its product is annotated as transmembrane protein 108-like. Bases 423 to 1442 code for a protein of 339 amino acids. Gene Ontology annotation, biological process: postsynaptic density organization; retrograde axonal transport; dendrite extension. Lineage: Eukaryota; Metazoa; Chordata; Actinopteri; Anguilliformes; Anguillidae. The transcript is spliced from 4 exons. Gene Ontology annotation, cellular component: postsynaptic density; early endosome; axon. The record is from RefSeq and is a predicted model, not a curated record.
CCUUUCACAAUAACCCGACAGCCCCUCCGAGCCUGGGUGAUACCACGCGCACGCGUUUUCGCGCAUUCCGGUUAGAGCUCCCUUGCCGCUGACGCGAAGCGGGUCAAAGUGUGUCUUUUUAGGCUGUCCCACCCUGAAGAGAUAGCCAGUGGGUGUCUCGUUUCCCUAUAUAAACAAUUUUUUUGUCAGGCUGUAACUACUGAACAAUUUGUUCGCACCGAAGUUGGAGCUGCAGAACACCAUUGUACAUGGAUAUGGAGCUCGUCAUGGCAAUAGCGGGCAACAUGUGCGCAUGGCAGAUGUGACUGCGGAGUUGUGACAGUGGUUUUGGGUUCACUCCGUUCGGAUACGCCAAGGAUCAGAGAAGAACGUUGAGAGAGAGCCAUGAGUAGAGUGGAGGAGGGGCUGGACCACAUGAUACCAUGACGACAAGUCUGCAGGUCCUGUGCUGCCGACUGCUGAGUGUGCUGGUGAUCCUGGUGCUGCCGGCAGGACGGGUGUCUCAGGAGCUGCGCCCCAGCGGGCCGCCGCCGGUCCCGCCGAACCCCACCAUGGCCCCCUCCCCGGACGCCCCGGGCUGGUGGGAGUUUAGCGGGAGGGGCGGGGUUCGCUCGGCCAGCCUGCCUGCCUCGCACGCGCCCGCCGACCCCCACAGUGGACCCCUCGUCCGACAGUCUGGUACUCACCAUCCUCCUGUAAGGGCAGGCCAAGACUUCACGGACUCUGGAAGGUCUUACUACGCCUCUGAACUGCAGCCUUCCUCCUCCUCACCCUCUCUCGCCUCUGCCACAUCAAGCUCCUCCUCCUCAGCGUUGAAACAGGAAGCAGAGCUCCGAGGCCCCGCCUCCCCCACGCUGGAGCUCGUCCGGCCCCACCCCAUCACCCUUCGCGAGGCGGGUGCUUUCCCGUCUGACGGCGGGACCGCCACGCCCCUUUCCUCCAUCUCCACCCCGACCUUCCGCUUGCUCGACAUCGCUGCGACAGGAAGUGACAUCACAACCACGGACGUUUCCCCUGACAGCAGCUCGGCGGACGGCGCCGGCGGCUCCAGCCUCGCGCCCGUCCCGAGCCCUGGCAGCACCGUGUCCCGCUCCAGGGGGGAGGAGCCACCGGGGGGCGUGGCCUCUGUUACCACGGAGCCACCCGCCAGUCCCACGGACAACCUCCAAAACAGACUCUUCCCAGCAGCCAAUCAGACGGACUGGGCCCCGGUGGUCUGCCUGAGCAGGGUGGACAUCGUGUGGAUGGUGCUGGCCAUCACUGUGCCUGUCGCCACCUGCUCCGUCCUCCUCACGGUGUGCUGCAUGAGGAAGAGGAAGAGGAAGAAGGCCUCGGGCCAGGAGAGCAGCCUGAGCUACUGGAACGACGCCAUCACCAUGGACUACUUCAGCCGCCACGCGGUGGAGCUGCCCCGGGAGAUCCAGCCCCUGGAGACGCCGUAA